Molecule: messenger RNA, 587 nt
Organism: Eutrema salsugineum
Lineage: Eukaryota; Viridiplantae; Streptophyta; Magnoliopsida; Brassicales; Brassicaceae
Exons: 3
Coding region: 112-378 (88 amino acids)
Source: RefSeq, a predicted model, not a curated record
ACGAAAACAAAGAAAUCCGGUUUCUGACUCUUUUGUUCAUCCGUGGAGAAAGCGGAAGUGGUUUUACUUGAUCCUUCUAAUUUCGCUCAGGAAUCGGGAUCUAGGAGAAAAAUGGGAGGAGGUGAGCAUGGACAUGGAGGAGAAGGUGGCGAUUUCAGAGCCAAAGUUUGGAGCAUGUCUGGUGGGCCUUACUGUAGGCCCAAGCAUUGGCGCCGGAACACCGCCAUUGCUAUGUUUGGAGUUUUCCUUGUCUGCAUACCCAUCGCCAUGAAGUCUGCUGAGCUCGAGCAAAGGCCACACAUGCCGGUACGCCCAAUACCUUCACAGAUAUGGUGCAAGAACUUUGGAACCAAGGACGAUUACGAAAAGGAGCAUUAAACUUAUAAAUCCUUUCAUUUUCAUUAGUACUGUGACCAUAAUAAUGUCUUUUGCCCUUGCCAUGUAGAACUCAUGGCAUCUUCCCAAAUCAAGGAAAUUUCAUGUUUUUUUUUAUACGAGUAAGAAAAUGUGAUUUGAUCAAAGCAAAACAAAACAUAAUUUUAUUGUUUUGACGAUGUUCUUACGUUCGAUUACUGAAACAUUUUGCA